Molecule: messenger RNA, 687 nt
Organism: Thlaspi arvense
Lineage: Eukaryota; Viridiplantae; Streptophyta; Magnoliopsida; Brassicales; Brassicaceae
Source: the annotation of a GenBank genome assembly
AUGCGGAAUGCUCUUUGGGAGUUCAAGAGCGAAUUCUAUGUCCAAAGGCCAGAUUGGAUGGAUUCUGAUACGCAGACAGAGAAGUGGAGGAACAACGCUGAUUGCUGUUCUUGGGAUGGUGUCUCUUGUGAUCCUAAGACGGGCCAUGUCGUGGCGUUAGACCUCUGGAACAAUUAUUUCAGUUAUCCCAAUUCUCUCAAUGGCCCUUUGAGAUCUAAUAGUAGUCUGUUCAAGCUACAACAUCUUCAGAACUUGGAUCUUACUAGGAAUAAUCUUUCGGGUAUUUUGCCAGAUUCAAUCGGCGACCUCAAAUAUUUGAAGAAUUUAAGUCUUAGUGAUUGCAACCUCUUUGGAAAGAUUCCUUAUUCACAUGGAAAUCUUUCUUCUCUCACGCAUCUUGAUCUUUCUUUUAAUGAUUUAACCGGUGAGAUACCAGCUUCGAUGGGCAAUCUAAACUAUCUAGCCUCUUUGCAACUCGACUUUAACAAGCUCAGUGGGAACUUUCCUCAUGUGAUACUCAACUUAAGCGAGCUCACCAAUAUUCGCCUUGGAAGAAGCCGAUCGCGGAACAAGAAGAAGAUGAUGACGAGUCAGCUGAGCUGGCAGAAUGAUUGGCUCAAGAAAAGACAGGGAGAUUUUACAACUAAGCGAGAUGAGAUCGUCGUGAGAUCUGAGAUUCAAUCGUGA